CCGGGCGGUGUGAGGAGAGAGUACCCUGGUCGGUGGUGACAAUCGGACAACCCGCCUGGACUUCCAUUCCUUACGACUCCUACACCAUCGACAGGUCGCCAAGAUGCCUGCUUUGCUGUGUUUGGAAAAUCCUUUGCUUGAUGUUCAGGCAUUUGGCAAUCAGGAACUCCUCCAAAAAUAUGGACUCAAAGCCAAUGAUGCCAUUCUCGCCGAGACUUCACACCAAGGUCUCUUUGAAGACCUGAUCAAUAACUUUGCAGCGGGUACCACCGCUGGUGGUGGAGCGCAGAACACCGCCAGAGGCGCCCAGUACAUCCUUCCAAGUGACAGCGUUGUCUACCUUGGUUGCGUGGGAGAUGAUACCUACGCCGACACUCUUCGAGAAUCGUGCCAAAAGGCCGGCGUUCGUGCGGAAUACCUUGUCGAUCAAGCUCACCCCACUGGUCGCUGCGGUAUUGUCAUCACAGACAAGAACCGAAGCCUCUGCACUGAGCUCGGCGCCGCCAAUCAUUACAAGUUGGAGCAUCUCAAGCGGCCCGAGAUCUGGAGCUUGGUGGAGUCAUCUGAAAUCUACUUUGUUGGUGGCUACCACUUAACCGUCUGCCCGGAGGCCGCUUUGGCUUUGGCAGAAGAGGCUGCGGCCAAGAAUAAGAUCUAUGUGAUGUCACUAUCUGCCCCUUUUAUUCCAAUUGCGUUUAAAGAUGCUCUAGAUAAGACCGAGCCUUAUUGGGACUAUCUCGUCGGCAAUGAGAGUGAAGCCCUGACAUGGGCGCAGUCGCAUGGCUCAGAGACUGAUGAUAUUCCUACGAUUGCAGGUCAUCUCGCCAAUCUGCCAAAGGCGAAUGCAAGCAGACCUCGGGUAGUCUUGAUAACGCAAGGAUCUUCUCCAACGGUCGUUGCAGUUUCAGGAACUCCGGGGCAUGAGGAGAUUCCUGUUCGCAAGAUUUCUGCAGAGGAGAUCAUUGACACUACCGGAGCCGGUGAUGCUUUCGCCGGGGGACUCCUUGCCGGAAUUGUGCAGCAAAAAUCACUCAGAACCUCGGUUGAUAUGGGGCAUUGGCUCGCACGGCUGGGGAUUCUGGAAAUGGGGCCAAAUUACCCGCUGCCAAAGCAGUUAUUCACCCCCGUCUGAAGGAUCCUCUGUCUGGAGGAUCCUGACCGGGGAUCGAUUGGUGGCUAUCAACUACCCAUUUUAGCGUGGGUUCUGAAAUAAUCCCCGGAGGAGAAGUUGCGUUCUUUACGUUUUCAACAACCGUAUUCGGUUCUACCUUGAAUGGCCUUAUCAAAUAUCAUAAUACCGCCUAUGGACCUGUUAAUUUUUAGUCUUACUACAAGUCCUAUUCCUAGUUUCUCCGUAUAUUGAUGUAAUUCACGAAAACUGACCAUUAAAG
Molecule: messenger RNA, 1391 nt
Organism: Penicillium brasilianum
Lineage: Eukaryota; Fungi; Ascomycota; Eurotiomycetes; Eurotiales; Aspergillaceae
Source: the annotation of a GenBank genome assembly